Marchantia polymorpha subsp. ruderalis is the source of this 2619-nucleotide messenger RNA. NCBI's taxonomy places the organism in Eukaryota, Viridiplantae, Streptophyta, Marchantiopsida, Marchantiales, Marchantiaceae. The record is from the annotation of a GenBank genome assembly.
GCCUCUCAUCGAUCACUUAUCGAGCCAUCAUUCGGCGGGCGGAUAUCGGAUGUUGGGCUCGAUGGAUUGCUGCCGUCCGUCACCUCGGUCUGCUGCUCGCGCUUGAAUCUGGCCAAAGCUCUGUGUCGGCGCUCCCCUUGCCAUGGGAGUGGAUCUGCAGGUCUCGCCGGGGUGGAAAUCUGCUCAGUGCCGCACAUGAGGCCAGGAGAAUGCUUUCAGGUGGUUGUUGAUGGUGUGUAUUUGGGUGUGGAUUGUGUAGAUCGGGCGGGGCGGGAUUGUCCAGUGUUGGAUUGUGGAUCUCGUGCAUUUGCCUGCUCGGAAAUGUGUUUUUCUUGCUUGAAGGCGUGGGUCCCUUGCAGCAGGCGGUUGCCGGCGGUAACUCGAUGGAUGAUGUGGUUGCAGCAGCAGCAGUGAGCAGCCGAUGCACCUCCUCCUUCCACGCAAGGCCAGGUUCAGCUCAAACUUGAGGCACUGCCAUGUUUUCGUCUUCCAUGAACUCCGAGUUCUCGUUCUUUGCGGUGUGAGUCUUCAGCCAUGGACCACCAGGAGUGUUACUCACGGAGGUUAUUGUGCGUACCUCAAGUCUGGGUGCGCCACACCGAAGGAAUUCAGCCGAUUCGCCAUCACUGACUCGUACCAGCUCGUGCUAAACCUUCGUCAGGUGUCAGAAAUGUUAUCGAAGGCAUCUGCCAUUUCUCCCGGCCAGUCGCAUCAUGUGAAGUUUGGCGGAGUGUCUGGUGUCGUCGGCUGCCGCCCUAGUUGGGGAGGCCUGGUGCGCUCUUCGGCAGGCACGGCCUCGGGUCUGGUCCAUCCCAGCGCUGUGGAGGGAUUCAGUGUUGUAGGCAGGCAGUUCUGCAGCGUUAGCAGCAAUGAGGAAGGCGAAUCUGAGGAAGACAGAGAUCGGCGUGAGCGAAGACUCUGGUACAAAGGUUUGCGAAAGAGUAUUUACGAGAGCCUGCAGAAGGAGAGGAUCACCGUGGAGUUAUUUCCGGAGCUAAGUUUUGCGCUGGAUGGAAAUUACUAUCCGAAGUUGGUUCCAUUAAUUGCUCAAAAGAUAAACACCAUAUUGCAGAAGGACGAGGACGACGAGGAGAUUGCGGAGCUUCUACAGCUUUUGGGCAUAACGCUGAAGCCGCAUCUGGUUGGGGAAGUUUUGAAAGCGCAGGAGGACUGGGAGAGGGCUUUGCGAUUUUUCGAAUGGGCCAAGUUGCAACCCGGCUUCGAACACACUGCCCACACGUACAACGUGUUGUUGUGCAACAUAGCCAGCGCGAAGAAUGAGAAGGCCGAGAAUAUGGUGCUCCCUUUACGGCAUUUGCAGGAGAUGAUUAGCAAGGGCAUGACUCCCACGAUUCUUGCGCUGAACAUUCUGAUUGAUCGACUCUGCAAAGCCAAGAAAGUCGGCGCUGCCCUGAAGGUCAUGAGGGAUCUGGAAGGAAACGGCGUCGCCUUCGACCUAGUAACGUACAAUUCUGUCAUCAAUGGGCUUGGCAAGGCAGGAAAAUUCACGGAGAUUUUUGAGUUGCUUGAGGAAAUGGAGCAAAAGGGUGUUAAGCCUGAUCUUGUCACGUACAACUCAAUCAUUCAUAGUCUUGGAAACUCGAACCGGUGGCCAGAGGCGUGCAAGAUAUUCGACGAGCUUACGCACAAGGGAUUAACUCCCGAUGUUGUGACGUAUAAUUCUCUCAUUUUUGGGCUGUACAAAGGUGGCCAAGCCGACGAAGCCUUCAAGGUUUUCGGACUGAUGGCGCUGAGAGGAUGUCCGCCGGAUGUGGUCACCUACAACUCCUUGAUUGAUGGGCUUGCUAAGGCCAGCCGUUUGGAUGAUGCCUUGAAGAUAUUUGAUUUCAUGAAGCAAAAGAACUGCAAUCCGGACGUCAUCACUUAUAACACAUUGAUCUGUGAGCUCAUCUCUAGAAACAAGUUUGCAGAGAUAUCUGGACUUCUAGCCGAAAUGAAAGACAGGGGUUGUACUCCUGACAAAGUGACACGCAACCUACUUGUAGAGAUCGGCCUGGGACACAAAUUGGAUCAUCUCUGGGGAGUGGAGGCUGCCACCGAAGCACCUGCAGACAACGAGGACGGUCCUCGUAAUACUAGCUUCGGUUGAGAAUCGGUAGACAGAAGCUGUGAUGCAGAAAGGCAGUAAUCCAGAAUAGGUUCGAUACCAGAAGUCAACAGCAGAUGAUAUGCAACUCCUGAUUCUGCGCAAGGGCAUUACAUCCAUCCAAUCGGCUUUCUGACUGAGGAGAGCAGUCAAGAUCAAUCUAUCGACGUAGAUCAGCGUUCUUUCGGAGUUCUAUUUCAGCUUAACAAUUCUAGUAAUCUAAUUUAGACUCUGAGAUUCAGUAGAUUUAUCUACUCUUCUCCCAGCCUCUCGUCGAUAGGCUACAACUCAGAUUUUUCAGCUGGAUGUAACACGAGGCCGCGAUUGUGUAUCUUUAAUACAAUGUUAGGUCAAAGUCUGAAAGAAACAGCACCAACGACAUGGGUUGGUGAGUUACGAAGUACUAAAUUGACAACGAUUUUCGUUGCUGUCGAGACCCAUUUCGACCCUUCUAAGAAAAUUGACGAGGUGAGUGUGGUUGGAGAACUGGUACUACACGCAACCGUUCUGGC